Paraglomus brasilianum is the source of this 151-nucleotide messenger RNA. Lineage: Eukaryota; Fungi; Glomeromycota; Glomeromycetes; Paraglomerales; Paraglomeraceae. The record is from the annotation of a GenBank genome assembly.
UCGUAGAUCGAUGGAAUUGCCAUUAUGUUACUGCACGCUGGAUCCGAUGGUUUCAAGUGAUGAGGACAAAAUUAUAAUUAUAGACAUUGAUUGGACAGGACAAGGAGAUGCUGUACGUCGGUCAGAUGGGGUACAGAAUUAUGGAGUAUAA